Lagopus leucura (white-tailed ptarmigan) is the source of this 1900-nucleotide messenger RNA. It is a transcript of the gene SLC23A3, whose product is annotated as solute carrier family 23 member 3. NCBI's taxonomy places the organism in Eukaryota, Metazoa, Chordata, Aves, Galliformes, Phasianidae. Gene Ontology annotation, cellular component: membrane. The transcript is spliced from 13 exons. The coding region runs from base 3 to 1859 and encodes 618 amino acids. The record is from RefSeq and is a predicted model, not a curated record. Gene Ontology annotation, molecular function: transmembrane transporter activity. Gene Ontology annotation, biological process: transmembrane transport.
UCAUGAAUAGGGGCCACCAUCCAGUGGCUGGUGCUGGGAACCCUGCACUCACACCCUGCCCCUGGCCAAAGAUGUGCUCCUGGAUGCUGAGCUGCUGCUUAGCCCUGCAGCAUCUUGCCAUGCAGGCUUCCCUGCUCUGCAUUUUCCAUCUGUUACUGCUACCUGCCCUGUCUGAGGAGCAGCUCCGCACUCCAGCUGCCAGUGUGCUGCUGGCACGCAGCCUCUUCGCCUGUGGCAUCUCCACAUUGUUGCAGACCACCCUGGGAAGUCGGCUGCCACUGGUUCAAAUCCCAUCAUUCGAGUACCUGGUCCCUGCCUUGGUGCUGAGCUCCCACUUGUCCCUUGGAGUCAGUGAAGAUGGGAAUGGCAUGGCUGUGGCCACCGUGUGCCCUGAACCACACUGCACCAUCACGGAGAGCAGAACGGCCUCGUUGCGAGAGGUGUCUGGGGCUGUGCUGAUUUCUGGGCUGGUCCAGCUGGUCCUGGGAGCAGUGGGUGUGUGCGGCUGGGCAGUGCAACGCUGUGGGCCCAUGGUCCUAGCCCCCAGCCUCUCUAUCAUCGGGCUGUCUGCCUACAAGGAGGCUGCUUUCUUCUGCUCUGCCAACUGGGGUGUAGCGCUGCUGCUCAUGCUCCUCACCAUCACCUUCUCCCAGCACCUGGGAUCCUGCCGCCUGCCCUUCUGUGCCUGGCCCUAUGCCCCAGGGGUCUCCAUGGAGCCAUCUGUCCCCACCUUGCGCACUCUCUCGGUCCUCCUCCCAUUUGCUGUUGUCUGCACCAUCUGUUCUAUCGUCCACCACUUCCAUGUCUCCUGGGACUUGCCAGAUCUUGCGACAGCACAGCUUUCCUGGGUCAACAGCACCCUUCACACCCCAUGGCUUCAACUGCCCUAUGCAGGUGAGUGGCCGCUACUCACCCCCCGGGCGCUGGCAGUGGGCAUCGCUAUGGCCUUCGGCUGCAGCAUUAACUCCGUGGGCUGCUACGUGCUCGGUGGGAGGCUGCUGCGAGCCCCCCAGCCUCCUCCCCACACCUGCAAUCGAGGGCUGUGCUGCGAGGGGCUGGGCAGCCUGCUGGCAGGGCUGCUGGGUUCUGCAGGGGGCACGGCUGCCAGCAUCGCCAAUGCCUGUGCCGGUGGCCUCACACAGGAUGGCUCUCGCCUCUCAGUGCAACUCAAUGCACUGGCGUGUGUGAUGCUGGGCAUGUCCCCAAGGCUGGUGGGAUUCUUCGCUCACAUCCCUCUGGCAGUUCAUGGUGGUAUGCUCUGCGUCACCUAUGCUGUGGCCGUGGGCACGGGGAUCUCGUACUUUCAGUAUGCAGACAUUGAUUCUGGCAGGAACAUCUUCAUCGUCGGCUUUACCAUGUUCAUGGCACUGCUGGUGCCACGGUGGCUCAAUGUGUCUCCAGCUCGCCUGAUCACAGGCUGGGUUCCCUUGGACCUUCUCUUCCUCUCCCUGCUCGUGAUGCCUGUCUUUUUAACUGGCUUCUUGUCCUUCUUUCUGGAGAACACAGUCUCAGGCACUCUGGAGGAGAGAGGUCUGCCUGCUGACAGGGUACAGCGGAAACCUGGGACAAGUUCUGGUCAGCCCUCGAGAGAGGCGAGAAAAGCCAGCCCUGUGUAUGGGCUUCCAACCAGGCUGAGGAGGCUGCUGCCCUCUUCUUGCAAAGCCUUCCCCUGCUGCUUCCUCUGCCCAGGAAGAGAGGAUGAAAAGGAGGAAGAAGAGGAUGGUGGCCGAGAAGCUGAGGAGGGGAUGGCUGCUGCAGGGGAAGGGACACACCUGCUCCUGAAGCCUGGAACAGGGGAGAUGCAGGCAGACAGGCAGCCAAGCCAAGCAGAGAUUCUCACAUGGCACACAGGGGCCUGAACAGAAGGCAGAAGGGACCUGCUCUUUCACACUCAUUGUGG